Messenger RNA from Babjeviella inositovora NRRL Y-12698, 1825 nucleotides. RefSeq lists its product as uncharacterized. Gene Ontology annotation, cellular component: eukaryotic translation initiation factor 3 complex. The record is from RefSeq and is a predicted model, not a curated record. The transcript has a single exon. NCBI's taxonomy places the organism in Eukaryota, Fungi, Ascomycota, Pichiomycetes, Serinales. The coding region runs from base 416 to 1672 and encodes 418 amino acids. Gene Ontology annotation, biological process: cytoplasmic translational initiation.
AGCUUUAGCUAGUAUUAUAAGUAAUACUGUUGGAUCCUUGCAGUCAGUGUUAUGUACGCCUUGAUACUAAUAUAUCCAAGACUCCAAAAUCGUGUACGCCUCCAAAGCUGGCCCUUAUACUCAAACCCAUAAUGCACGCUUGAGACGACGCGAUCGUGGCAACUGAGCUCGGGAGCGCCACCCAGUCGUGGCGUACCGCACACGUACACCGUUACUUGGCUGUCUCAGCCCUGUCCUGUAUACACCUCUUGCCACACCAGUCUGCGCACGACCUAUACUCAUUUUUACCCGGCUGAAAAAAACUGCAGUAUUGUGGAAAAAAAACUUGAACCGACAGCACCUGAUCGCCUAGAAGAGAACGUCCAUCCUGCCUAAUCACCUGUACGCACACAGUUUUUAUCCGUCCUAACCCACCAUGGCCUCUCUCAGAUCCCACAUUGUUGUUGACAGCUCCAUCAGUGAUUGCGUCAGCGAGUACGCUUCCAUCCUCUCGUCCUUGCAGAAGUCCACCACCGUAGAAGAGUUUGUAAACGGCGACGACAUCAACGAGCAAUUAUUCCCGGAGGUUGCCGACUCUGUUGCCUCUUUGGGCGAGCUUUCCGACCGUGAAUUUGAGCCGGCCUUCAACUUGGCCAUUUACAUCUUGUCUCAGGCCGAAGACUCCCAGUAUUUGGCGACCGCCUUGACCAGCUUGAUUGCCUUGGCCCCAACCUCCAAGCCAUCUAUCCAGGACAAGAAGUCGCUCCGCCCAACCACGGUUAUCUCCACCUUGUCUAACAUUUUCAACCUCUUGCCAGAAACCUCUCCUUUGAGAGCCACAGCGUUGAAGGCCAUCAUCACUAUCGCCUCCCAGAACAAGAUUGCCCAUAUUUUAGUCCCAUUAUUACCACACUUACAGAACUGGUUGAUCAGCGCUAAUGUCAAUGCUGCUGAGAUCCGCCAGACCGUCUUCCAGGUUGCUCGAUUGAUCGAAGUCGAUGAGCCUGUCAAGGCCUUGGACCUUGUGGAGAAGUCCGUUACCGACUUGGCUGGUGCCACCGUCGCCGAUGUUUCUGCCUUUGUCACUUAUGCGUUGAACUCCGUUGUGGUUGACUUGAACUACUUGACCAGCAUUCCAGUCGUUGCUCUCGUGCAAUCCACCCCAUUAUACACGACCUUGACUGCGUAUAACACCGGUGACUUGGCCCAGCUCAAAGCUGCCGACGUCUCUAAGGCCACCAUUGCCAAGGCUGAGUUGUUGGCUAUUGCCAAGUUCUUGCAGGGUAAGGAUGUUGUUACUUACGGUGCUAUCGCCGAAGCUAUCGGUGCUUCCGCUGACGACGUCGAACUCUUGUUGAUCAAGGCUAUCGAGCAGCAAAUCGUCCUGGGCAGAUUGAACCAGGCUACUGAGUCCUUUACUGUUCAUAAGGUGAGCGCCUUGGGCGAGUUUACCACCGAACAGUGGUUGACCGUUCAGGCAAAGUUAGAGGCCUUGAAGCAAAACUUGCAGAAUAUUCCAGAAAUUGUCGAACAGGCCAAGAAGAAGAAGGGUGGAUUUGUCACUGCUCACAAAAAGGUCAAUCAAAGAGCCGCCGCUGCCGCCGCCGCCGCUGCCGAGGGUGAAGCCACUGAAGAGUCGGAAGACGUUGAAAAAUUUGAAGUUGUUGAAGAAGUUGCCGCUGCUGCCGAAUAAGCAAGACAUCCUUCUAUUUUAAAGCCUCUUUACGAGGCCAGGUAUACUGUAUACUAGUUCAAUGCACACGGGUGUAUCCCCAGAGACAGCCCUGUUCUCUCUUUUUAUCUCUGCAUUUAAAUGUACCUCUUUAAUAUAAAUGUCAUCUUUCCA